Molecule: messenger RNA, 970 nt
Organism: Drosophila innubila
Lineage: Eukaryota; Metazoa; Arthropoda; Insecta; Diptera; Drosophilidae
Gene: GILT1
Product: GILT-like protein 1
Exons: 4
Coding region: 97-819 (240 amino acids)
Molecular function (GO): oxidoreductase activity, acting on a sulfur group of donors, disulfide as acceptor
Source: RefSeq, a predicted model, not a curated record
ACGCUAAGUCGUCAGUACGUUCACAACAGCUUGCGCUUAAUUCGCUGCCGUAUAUCCGUUUCAACAUACUACAAGUCGCAGACAUAAAGCUUAAGAAUGAGUCACAAAUUUGUCUUAUUGGUUUGUCUGGCUGCCACAGUUUGCAGCGCAGCUAAGGUGCCCGUUGCCAUUUACUACGAAUCCCUGUGCCCGGACAGCGCCAAGUUUAUUACGGAACAGCUCUAUCCAGCUAUGAAGAGUGAACUGCGCGAUGUGGUCGAUAUCACAUUUGUGCCCUUUGGCAAAUCCCAGUACACCACACAAGGCUCAGAUGUGACCUUCACAUGUCAUCAUGGUCCAAAUGAAUGCUAUGGCAACAAGGUGCAUAAUUGCGCCAUUGACAAAAUCCAGUCCGAUUCCUAUCGACUUGAAUCCACCCGUGAAUCGCUGACUCUGGACUUUAUCAACUGCUUGAUGAAGGCGGGCAAUAACUUCCCGGACAAUGUUUAUCCUGGCCAACGUUGCGCCCUCGAAAGUCAAAUUAACUGGGAGAAUAUCAAGAUCUGUGCCAAUACCACCGAAGGCAGUGCUCUGCUGCGCACCGCUGGCGACACCACCCAGAAGCUAAAGGAACCACUCAGCUCUGUGCCCACCAUUUUGUUCAAUGAGCAAUUCGACAAGAAGGUCAACGAGCGUGCCCAGCAAAACUUCGUCGGAACUCUUUGCCAAUACGUCGGAGCUCCUCAGCCCCGCAUCUGUGCCCAGAAUAACUCCGCACCGGGUCUUUUUAAAGUCAGUGCCCUUUUCACAACUCUUUUGCUCGUUCGCUUUGCUUUCUAAAGCUCUCAACUGAAUAUUGUAUAUUGUCUUUACCUGACAAACAUUUUGAAUCUCUUUAAUUUGUAUAUUGUUUAAUUGUUUAUGCUGAAUUUUGUAACGCAGUCCAUCCAUUUUUAAAACUAUAAUAAAAUACCUCUAAAAUAUAAAGAUG